Molecule: messenger RNA, 2913 nt
Organism: Sphaeroforma arctica JP610
Lineage: Eukaryota; Ichthyosporea; Ichthyophonida
Exons: 11
Coding region: 56-1393 (445 amino acids)
Biological process (GO): lipid metabolic process
Source: RefSeq, a predicted model, not a curated record
UGGUGUACAUAAUAUUGAGACGAAUAAAGAGACUGCCGAGAAAGGCCUCAGGCACAUGCGUUACGCAUCAGCCGCGUAUGGUUGGAAAAUGAUCAAUAAACUCUUCUUUGACCUUGAGAUAGAAUCAACUCCGGUUGGCAACAUAGCUGUUUUGAAUGCUGAGAUGCUCAAAACGCACACUAAAAUCCCAGUGGAGGAUUUGAUCAUGUAUCAGUGGGAUAGCGACAACGUGUUCCUGCCUGCCCAUUACUUGGCAGUGGAUAAGGCGUACAAGACAAUCGUCGUGGCUAUCCGAGGUACUAUGGAUAUAGCCGAUGUAAUAAACGACUUGGUCUGUGAAUACGUUACAUAUGACGGAGGUGAAACACAUUCAGGGUUCUUGCUCUGCGCACAGGGCAUCUAUAAGAAUGUCAAAGACGACUUAAUCGAAUUGCACAAGAAAUAUCCCGAGUACGAAAUCUCCGUUGUAGGCCAUAGCCUUGGUGCCGGGACUGCAACUUUACUCACGUGUUUAAUUGACGUUGAGAAUGAGGGCUUCAAUCCGCACUGUUACGCGUUCGGUCCGCCCGGUAUAUUCGAUUUGGAAACCGCCAGCAGUGAUCGCAUGAAGAAGUUGGUGACUUCCUACGUUUGCGGUGACGAUAUAGUCUGUCGACUGUCACAUGGGCACAUGCGAGAGACGAAGUCAGCCGCCGCUUGGUUCGUAAGGAAUAAGCCAAAGAAUGCGGCCGUGGUGACGAAUUUGAUCAAGGAACAAUUGCUACGGUUCAAAACGGACCCUCCGCCUGAGAAUGAAAUGAAAAAGUUGGACCCUUCAAAACUGACAUACUACCACUACCCGAAGUUAUAUCCUGUGGGCGACAUCAAAUAUCUCAAAAUGAAGGUUCCUAGUACGACUUCUAAUCCCUCCAGCACGGACGAUCUCAUAAACACUGCAAACGAUGCCGUUAAACAAAGAACCGCCCAGCAAAACGCCACCAUCGACAAAUUCGGUGAUGGUGAUGCCACCCCAGAACCUGAAAAGUCCGAUGUUGAAGUUUCAGGAUCCCGAGGCCGAGGCAUCUUCGCUCGUAUUGGAUAUUGGUACACGAGCUUCUUUGCCAAGUUUGGCAAGCGAGCGACAAAGAUCGACAAACAUUCAGGUGAGCGGGUGGAUGUUGUAGAUAUCGUGGUUAUUGGAAAUGUUGAGAGUAAAGAUUUCGGGCAGAUGGUUCUGUCGCGCAACAUGCUCAUGCACCACAUGCCGUGGGUAUACGAGCAAGCACUGAUCAAGAGUAUAGAGAGUAUCAGUAGUAAUACCAGUAGUGAGAGUUCACAGCCCAGCGAAGAAGGGCUGGACAAGGAAGGAGUUGAGGAACUGAAAGAGGUUGCUAAGGAUGCUAUAGAGAAUUGAGUCCAUGCAGGAGAAUCGGCUCGCAUGGGAACGACUCCGGAUCAGUCAUGCUUAAUACGAUGCACUGCACCAAGCAAGGUAGCUAUAAUUUACGAAACACGGGCGGUAAUUGAUGGGUCGAGAACACUGUGUGGAAGGAGUUCGAGACAUCUAACAUGUACAAGACGCUGCAACGCUGAUAUGUGUCAGAUGUGCAUUUGUAUUGCAAAAUGGAUAUUGAUGUUGAGAAGCUCAUUAUACCAUAUCAUCGAAUCGGAUAUCGGUACGUUCAUGAUAACGCACGGGAAAUGCUACCAGCAAAGUAGAGAAUAAUUCAUAGAAUACGACUGCUUUGUUGUCGAAAUAGUUCAACAGAUUCGUUAGAACGGUCUGGAUGUGGGAGACACCCAAUUUGAGGUCAACUGAACUGGACCAUGCACGAGAGAAUUGGAGGGGCAAAAGUCUGAGCGCGAGACAGCAUAUGCGUCUCUUGAGGGAUGACUCAUAUCAGAAUGUGACGAUUGUCCUGGAAUCGAACAGGAGCAAGAGCACCACGCGGUAGACCAUUUGUACGUCGUACUGCGGUAACAUGGUAUGUCUACGAUCAUACGUUUUGCGGCGGCAAGAGGUGGGAGCGGAUACCAUUGCAUCGACGGGUAGAGGUAAGUAGCGAUGCUCCUCUGAGAUUGAAGGGCGCCGAAAAUCAGGCCGAGGGUACGAUACUCCAUUACUGGUACAGAUACUCCCGACGCAGUCAUCGUGCACAGCCUACAUAGAAUUUGUAACUUGUUACUGACUCGCCUUGGAGUCCAGGCCGACUCGAGAUACCAAAUCAUGUAUACCGGCGAAAGGUGAGGUCUCCGCUGUCAGCUUGAAACUUGGUAAGCUCGUCUCGCAAUCACUAUUUGAGUAGAAUUUCAGUUGUGUGGGCAUAUAUAAUACAAUUUAUGACCCAUGGAAUUUUGCAAUUUGAUUAAUUGGAGGGAGGCAACCGCAUUUUGCAGAUUAUCAAUCGCAAAACCAAUUUAAGGUGCGAAUAUAUGAUGAAUGAUUUCUUUGCAGCAUGACAGUCCGGAUUCACGAUCAGGCACUGUUGUACUACGCCCAGCAGAAGUGAUAAUUAGUAAAUAAGAGCCGUUGGCAAAAUAUGCCUAUAUCAGCUGGCAAGGCGCGCUGUAGCCUUGGUAUUCAAUAUGAUCCAGUUGAAAGAUGCACAAUAAUAUUGCCGGGCACCUUAUUCAACUGCUUAGUGUUGUACCACAAGACACCGGCCUGCCAAAUUAAUAUCACUAAUAGCACUCUUACGUAGUUCUCCCAUAUGCAGUCUUCGUGAGUAAAGUACCGAAAUACUAUUAGAAAUACAACGAAUAUCGUUUCGCUUUAUUCUUGUACCACACCCUCAAAGUUCUUGAUGUACUCUGUGCGGAAAGCUCCCGUUUUCGGUAGAACUAUAAACUGCAACAAGCCUCCUGGAAUGGCGAGACGCGGCGUUUGCAAUACGUACAACAAAGGAUUCUCCUUAUUAACUUGCACCAGCCAAG